Molecule: messenger RNA, 1650 nt
Organism: Penicillium egyptiacum
Lineage: Eukaryota; Fungi; Ascomycota; Eurotiomycetes; Eurotiales; Aspergillaceae
Source: the annotation of a GenBank genome assembly
AUGAUGCAAAAGGCAAGACUUAAUGGCGUGUCCGAAUAUGAAUGUUUAGAAGACGAUCUCCGUCAGAUCCCUGAAGAUCAGCCGCUGCUCAGAUCCCCCUCCACCCACCCAAACACCAACCCUCAACAUGGACUUGCCAUCAUAACUUGCAGUGCCUUGGUAUUAUUUAUUGCCGCUGCAGUCAACGGCCUAGUCACCCUCAAUAUCACACAAUUUUCAUCCGAGUUCGGAUUAGACCCCGGAGUUGAAUUAUGGCCAAUGUCACUGUACUAUCUCGCUCAAGGCUGCACAUUCCUACUAGCAGGGUCUUUAGCAGACGUCCUAGGCAGCAGGAAGGCAUUUCUGUCCGGAUGCUUUCUACAGACUGUUUGCUAUCUGGCUAGUGGACAGGCCCGGACCGGCGCGCAGCUUAUUGCUGUUAGAUUUGUGUCCGGCAUGGCUUACCCAAUGUGUUUCGUUUCUGCAAUGAACAUCCACAGGGAGAAUCUUGCAAUUGGGAAGCUACGCAAUUUGGCGUUUUCCUGUACGAGUGCAAGUCAAUAUGUUGGCUCUGGGGUAGGCAUCGUCCUUAGUGGAGUGCUCUCGGAGACUGCUGGUUGGCGAUGGGGCUUUCAUUGUGCCGGAAUUUUGAGCCUAUUUGGCUUUCUCCUGUCAAUUUGGACGAUCCCUCGACAGGCCCAAGACCCAAAAUAUAUCCCAUGGACAGAACUGCUUGAAGAUAUCGAUUGGUCUGGAACUCUGCUGGCUAGUACAUUAAUGGCGCUCCUGUUAUCUGCGUUGGCGUACGUAUCCCAUCUCAGCGACGGUCUAUAUUUUCAGGACGCUGAUAAAAUGAUAACUAGUGUCAUCACAAACAAUGUGGCAAACAUUGGCAGAUCCGGUCUCUUCGUUCCUCUUGCUCUCGGUUGGAUCCUCCUGGUUGCUUUCCUUUUCUGGCAGGAUUGCUGGGAAAGAGACACCACAUAUCGGAUCCAAGAUUCUCUUUGGACAAACUCCCAUUUCCUUUCCAUCGGUCUGGUAAUAUUCUUCGUCCACGCCUCUUCUCACUCUACGUCGCAGCUUAUGAUCUUCGUAUUCCAACGAGCACAAGCGCUCUCGGUUCUACAAUCAUCUUGGCAAUAUCUGGCAAUCCCAAUCACCGGCGCGCUGAGCAGUCGGCUUACUGGACACUUUUUAUCCCGUGUUGAAGCCAACCGGAUCCUCGUCAUUGCACUAGUGCUCUCUAGUCUCUCCCCACUAUUGAUGGCUAUGUUGAGCCCAGCUUGGCUUUACUGGAGAUAUGCAAUGCCGGCCGCUUUCUUGAACUCGGUGGCAUCAAAUUCAGUCAUCCCUAUUGCCGCAAUGAUGAUAGCCGGGUCUUUUCCUUCGGAGACUCAAGGCCUUGCAAUGGGAGUGCUAUGCACUGUGGCAAUGAUUGGCGCCUCCGUAGGCAUGGCACUGACUGCACUUAUCUCAAACGAUGUCAGCACACAGCUACUCCAGACCCCCGACCAGAGGACUUCUUUGCUUGAAUCCCCAGAGAUAUGGAUGAGCGGCUAUCGGACAGCAUUCUGGUUCUUGUUCUCACUGAACUUGGUCGGCUUGGCCAUCGCUCUUGGCUGCUUGCGAAAACUUGGAUACUUGGGUCGAAAAUUACAUAUAAGCCAUUAA